AUGAGUAAUUACGAAAGUCCCUCUGCAGUAUCUAUCAUCUUAUAAUUUGUCUAGAACUCCAAAUACAGUAGACACAAAGGCUAUUUAAAGUGGGAACUUGCUAAUAAGGAUGUUAAUGGUGCAUUUGAUGUUCAACAACUACAAUUAGAAAAGGGACUAAUCAAUCGAGAUAGAUAAGCGAAUUCCUUAAUGAUACCUUCGAUGAAAUCACCCUAAUCUUCACAAAUUAGUCCUGAACCUUCAACAACAAGGGAGCAUACUUGUUGUGAUAAAUUAGAUGAAUUAAGCAAGUAAUACUAACUAAUCAUCAAUGAGCAAAUGAAUAAAUUAACUGAGUUAAAUUUAUUGAUUUAACAACAUUCUAAACUCUUGAUUGACUCUUAUAAUCAAGGAUUGGAAGAUGCUAAAACACAAUAAUAAAAGGAAUAAUAGAUUCUAGAAAAUAAUCGUUUAUUGAGAGAAAGGGAUAGACAGAUUCAAGAGUGGGAAGAGAGGUACAAUAAGGAGAAAAAGAUUGGAGAUGAAAAGGAAGAAGAGAUUCGUGAACUGGAAAAACAGGUAAAAGAAUUGGCAACACAAGUCGUCGUAACUACAAGUGCCACAGAUUUGGAAAGUGAGAAAAACCAAUGGAAAAAUAAAUUCAUCACAUUAAAUAAACAGUUUAAUGAAGCCGAAUAGUAAGUGGUUGUACUUGAAAAUGAGAUCGAUAUGUUGAAAUAAUAGUAGAAGAAGACUGAAGUUAGAACAACCACUAGAAGAAAAACAGUUACAAAGGAUAUCCCUUUGCCCUGA
This is a messenger RNA of Paramecium tetraurelia, 792 nucleotides long. RefSeq lists its product as uncharacterized. Lineage: Eukaryota; Ciliophora; Oligohymenophorea; Peniculida; Parameciidae. The transcript is spliced from 4 exons. The record is from RefSeq and is a predicted model, not a curated record.